AAGGCGAAUAUUAUUGCAGACACUGAACGCUGAGCGACUAUUCAACCGCUAAAUUUAAUUCGGUUUCAGUCAGGAUCGACUUCCUACGAUGCUCGUGUCAGCGCAUGCGCAGUAGAUCGCCGAAAGUAUCGCUGAUCGGAGAGAACGAGGCGCAGAUGAACGGCUCGAUCGACGGCGCGAGACGCGAUGAGGUAUAAUGUAAUGAUCCAUAACCAGUAAAGACAUGGAUGAAGUGUUGGAUCUUUGACAUUUUAUGCAACCCAGGCUAUUCGUAACAUUGUGAGAUGAAAUGAAUACCUCAGACUUCUUUGGACUGGAAAGUCGUUUUUCCUAUUUAAAAAUGUGAGCCAGAGAUUCAAUAUCCAAACUCUUCCUGGGAUGACUCCGAGUCAAAACCAUUGGUCUCACAAAUCUACUAGUAAAUAGAGGCCAGAGGAAAAGAUCAGAUAUGACGGAUGAGCUGAACAUGGCGUCAGCUGAAUCGGAGACGAUGAACCCGGAAGAGACUGUGCCGGCCCUCUUGAGUGAGAAUCAUCCGAUUGGAGCCGAUGAUGUUCCCGCCGUUGAGGAAAAUGCUGAGUGGGACGACAUGCCUGGAAUAGUGACGGUUGAGUUGCCACCUGAUUGGCUGAAGCCAAUGGAAGAGGACGAAGAUGGUGUUGAGAGUGUCCGGAGCAUUCCGAAAGUAAAACGACGCAGAGGUCGACCUCCGAGUGCCAGAAAUGUUAGACAAGGACUUACUCGUUUAGAUUUCAAGAAAGGAUUACACAUGGAUCGCACUAGGAGAACUAAGAGUGUUCUUUCCCAGCUGGAAAUGACCAAACGUUCAAGUCUCUCAUCAGGAACAGCCACUCCCCUCCCAGACCCAACCCACACGCCUGAAGUUUUACCCAGAACAAUCCAGAGCAUCAUUCACAGCUCGACAUCCACACCCCAGAGACCCCGACUCACCCCCUGCUCGCCUGCAGGAGUCGGCAGCCUCUCCAACACACCCAACGCAGAGUUUAACAGCCCCCCGCGCCUCACCAGAGUCUCGCCGCUCAAUAUCGACACAUCCAGGACUCGGGAUUUCAUCCACUCUCCUUCAGUAAAAGUGGGGAAUGUUUCCCAACAGAUAGUCAGUUCCUCUAGCGAACCUGGGAAAGACGGCGCUGAGCUGCCCCUUCGACUCUGGCUUUAUCCAUCUCUGGAGCCCAUUAGCCCUACACAAACUCAGGAUGCACUGAUCUCAGAUCAGACUGUAAUUUCGCCAGAUUUUCCGGAUUCUAGGCUUAAUGGAACAAUGGUGCUGAAGGAAAGCCAUCCAAUGCUCAGUAAAUGUGAAAACUGUGGCUCCCCAUUUUCUGCUCAGAAGCCUGGAGACACGUUGUGCUUCAGAUGUAGGCCUAAAUCAGAGAAGAAGUACUCCCCUCCAAACAUUGUGUUUAGGAAGGUGGGGCAGGAUCAGUGGGAGGUUGGGAAAACAAAACAUCCAAGAAAACAAAUACUGAAACCACGUCCCAAAUACAAGAAAAUUGAAACAAAGGAUUUUGCCCCUGAUGGUGGUGAUGAAGAGGAUUGGGCUCAAAAGAAACGGAAUCGCCGAAUGUGUCGGCAGUGUGUCGCAUGUCUUCGUGAAGACGACUGUGGCAAAUGCGACUUCUGCAUGGACAAGCCCAAGUAUGGCGGCAGUAACAAGAAAAGGCAGAAAUGUCGCUUACGUCAGUGCAAGUUUGAGUCAAAGCUUCAUGGUCAAAGUGCACAUAGAAAGCUGAAUCCGUCCCUUCCACAAAGAAGAGGAAACGUGAAACCCAAGCUCAAGAGGCGUGGGAGACCAGCAAAAAAGCGGAAAUUCAGAAGCAAACCCUGGGAGGAUGAUGACGAUGAUGAUGAUGAUGAUGAAGAUGAAGAUGAAAUGUCUGAUAAGGAUAAUGACGAAGAAGUGAGACCGUAUAAAAUGAAUGGCUCCAAGGCCAGAGGAAGGAAGAAAUGGAACUACAGUUUUAAGGAAGAGGACGACGACAUGUUCAUUGAGGCCGUGAUUGAGGAUGACGAACCAUCCAACAUAGAAGAGGAUCCUGAUAUUUUGGGCAAUGAGAGGUCAAUGAUGGCGUCUAAUGUGAUGUACUCAAACACCUCUGGACUCGGUGCUCAGGGAUUAUACUACAACAUGUCAGGCAUGCCGGUGGCGCCUCAUAUGCUUGGAUCAGUACCUAUGUGCAACAACAAUCAGAUGCCGCUGGGUGAGGUCAUCGGUUCUUUGCCGAUGGGGGAUGAUGCGACUCAGAAUGGUUUUCUUCAGAUUGAGAUGGUGAGAGUGGGGUCACCACCAUCACAUUUCACAGAAGAACCACAGAACACACAACAGCACGUGUUAGAACAUCAACAGGAGGCCACGCCGAUGAUCACUCAGAUCUUCAGUCUGGCGGCAGCAGAGAGCGACUGCGACCGAGACCAAGGCCUGAUGGAGCUGUUCACUUCCCUAGGCCAGACCGUGCUGCCCGCUCACUGGGUGUGUGUAAUGGCCAAAGGCCCCGUCCUCCAGCUCCUGCAGUGCUCCAAGCUCUCCACCAUGGCUGACACCAUCGUCCAGAUCGAGAAGGGCUUCUUCUACCAGGUCAUUGUUCAGAACCAGCCUCUCCUGCUCAUGCACGCCGUGUACUCGCGCCACCCCACCUGCCUCGAGACGCUCGAUCAUGUGGUGUCGCUCCUGCUAGACCUGGAAGGGCUGGGUGUGUGUCAGGGCUACCAGAGCCCCGACAUGGGUUCGCCCUGGGAGCCCAGAAUGUGCGUCCGAGCGGCUCUGUGCGAUUUGCUCAUUUCCAAGGAUGAAGAACAUUGUGUGAAAUGCUCGCAGCCUGUGGAGGGGUGAAUUAUCUUCCACGAGAAUUUACUGUAGUUUUUGGAAAAAUCCUCCACCAGUUUUUAAGCUUAUAGUGCAGUUAGAGCUGUUUCCAACUUACGGAGCCCCACAAAUGACAUAAAUCGUGGCCACGUUCAACUAAUACGUUCCCUGGUUUUGAUUGAACUAAAACAAGGGAACGAAUUGUUACAAUGCAGCCACGAUUUAGUAAAUCGGGGAACGAAUUAUACCGUGUGCACGAUUUUCUUAAAACAAGGGAACGGAUUAGUAAAACAUGCUGACGUAUUGGCAA
Molecule: messenger RNA, 3134 nt
Organism: Rhinichthys klamathensis goyatoka
Lineage: Eukaryota; Metazoa; Chordata; Actinopteri; Cypriniformes; Leuciscidae
Gene: mbd1a
Product: methyl-CpG binding domain protein 1a
Exons: 14
Coding region: 449-2851 (800 amino acids)
Molecular function (GO): DNA binding; zinc ion binding
Source: RefSeq, a predicted model, not a curated record